Messenger RNA from Sinocyclocheilus grahami, 589 nucleotides. RefSeq names its product muscle, skeletal receptor tyrosine protein kinase-like. The record is from RefSeq and is a predicted model, not a curated record. The annotation marks the transcript as partial. The transcript is spliced from 4 exons. NCBI's taxonomy places the organism in Eukaryota, Metazoa, Chordata, Actinopteri, Cypriniformes, Cyprinidae.
GGAGCACUGUCUGGCAGUGAAAGAGCUGUACUGUUACAAGGAGUGGCGCUCUGCUGAGGAAAGAUCUCAUCGAGGGUUCCCACACAGCAUCACUCUCCCAGAAUGCACCUCUCUACCCAGCCAACAAGCAGACCCAUCCUCAUGCACAGCGGUUCCUUACGAUCCCCAUCUGCAUAGACUUUCUGUAGAUGUGAUUCCUGAGUUGCGAAAUGCAGAAAACUACUGUCGUAACCCAGGCGGAGAGAGUGACAGGCCAUGGUGCUACACCACAAACCCUAAUGUACGCUGGGAGUACUGUCUGGUGCCCAAAUGUGGAGAAGAGCUCUUGCUGGACAGACUUCAUCCCAACCCCAUGUACCAACGACUGCCUCUCCUUCUCAACUCUAAGCUCCUCAGUCUCGAAUAUCCACGCAACAACAUUGAAUAUGUCCGUGAUAUUGGAGAGGGGGCCUUCGGUAGGGUGUUUCAGGCAAGAGAAAGCUGGUUUGAGAUCAGUGAAGGUGGCCUGUUACUCCAGGCCAAGAACGUAAUUUCUCAGUUAAGCAAGUCAGACUACUAUGCCUACUACAUUACUUCAAAAACAGGAUAA